UUGAUUCUUUCCUUUCGUAAACCCCGACGGGAACAAAGACAGUAUGCACCAAAUGAAUGAAUGAAUCCAUAAUAAUACAGAGGGAACGUUCUCGUUAUAGAUAGAUUCAGUGUUAUCCUUAAUCCAUUCAUUCUUCACAAUGUUGUCGUUUUCAACCAAAAUGCUUCAGAGGUAUUAUGCUUCUAUCCCUCUUUUUCAACAUUCAAACCCUAAUUUCAUUCCUUCUUCAACAAUGCUAUACUCUCAAUUACACAACCAACAAGAAAAAGCUAAUCUUGUUUCCUCAUUCAAUCACUUGCUACAUCAGAAUCCAACCCCACCCAUCAUUCAUUUUGGUAAGAUUUUAGGUUCUCUUGUUAAGGCCAAUCAUUACUACACUGUUAUUUCACUUCAUCGUCAGAUGGAAUUAAAUGGAAUUGCUUUAAACUUAGUCACUUUGAGCAUCUUGAUCAAUUGUUUUUCUCAAUUGGGUCUAAACUCUCUUUCCUUUUCUGUAUUUGCCAACAUUCUCAAAAAGGGUUAUGACCCAGAUGCCAUAACUUUGACUACACUCAUCAAGGGUCUCUGUCUCAAAGGUCAGAUCCAUAAAGCAUUGCAUUUUCAUGACAAGUUGGUAGCCCAUGGGUUUCAGUUGGACCAAGUCAGUUAUGGAACCUUAAUCAAUGGGUUAUGUAAAGUAGGAGAAACAAGUGCAUCCUUGCAGUUGCUGAGACGAGUUGAUGGGAAACUGGUUCGACCUAAUGUGGUAAUGUACACUGCAAUUAUUGACAGUAUGUGCAAAGAUAAACUUGUUGAUGAUGCUUUUGAUUUAUAUUCUGAAAUGGUCGCUAAGAGAAUUUAUCCCAAUGUUGUCACUUACAAUGCUUUGAUUAAUGGCUUUUGCAUUGUUGGUAAAUUGAAAGAAGCAAUUGAUUUGUUUAAUAAAAUGAUAUUGGAAAACAUCGACCCUGAUGUGUAUACCUUCAAUAUAUUGGUUGAUGCAUUUUGUAAGGAAGGAAACGUGAAAGAAGCUAAUAAUGUGUUUGCUAUGAUGAUCAGAAAAGGUGUUAAACCUGAUGUUAUUACUUAUAGCUCGUUAAUGGAUGGAUAUUGCUUAGUUAAAGAAAUGAACAAGGCCAACCGUACAUUCAAUAUCAUGGCCCAAAGUGGAGUGACUCCUGAAGUUUGGAGCUAUAGUAUUAUGAUUAAUGGAUUUUGUAAGGUUAAAAUGGUGGAUGAAGCCUUAAUUCUCUUCAAAGAAAUGCGUUGUAGAAACAUUAUUCCUAAUGUGGUAACUUACAAUUCCCUUAUUGAUGGUUUGGGCAAAUCAGGGAGAAUCUCACAUGCUUUGAAGCUUGUCGAUGAGAUGCAUGAUAGAGGUCUACCACCUGAUAUAAUUACUUACAAUUCUAUAUUUGACGCUUUAUGCAAAAACCAUCAUGUUGAAAAGGCAAUUGCAUUAUUAACAAAAGUUAAGGACGAGGGCAUUCAACCAAAUAUGAACACAUAUACUAUUCUUAUUCACGGAUUGUGUAAAGUUGGAAGAGUAGAGGACGCGAGACAUGUUUUUGAAGAUCUUUCAGUCAAAGGCUACAAUCUAAAUGUUUAUACAUAUACUGUUAUGAUCCAAGGGUUUUGCGACAAGGGCUUGUUUGAUGAAGCGUUGGCCUUGCUAUCAAAAAUGAAAGACAAUAGUUGCAUUCCAGACGCUGCAACUUAUGAAAUAAUUAUCCGUUCUCUGUUUAAUAAAGGUGAAAAUGAUAAGGCAGAGAAACUUCUACGUGAAAUUAUCGCAAAAGGUCUAUUGUAAGAUUGAAACUAGGAAGCUUGAGUCUAAGAAUCAUUUUGGUGGAGUGAUCUGGUAAAUUUUAAUACAACAACUUUGGUAGGUUUUAUAUCAGGAAUUAAUAAUGGCAUUACGGAGAAACUUUUCGCUACUAUAGAAAGUGAAUUGGGACAGUGCUGGUUUAAGUGAAACUUUGACUUUGUGAUUUCUCAAGUAAGUUAUCAAUAUUUUUUGCCA
This is a messenger RNA of Trifolium pratense (red clover), 2002 nucleotides long. RefSeq names its product pentatricopeptide repeat-containing protein At3g22470, mitochondrial-like. Gene Ontology annotation, molecular function: protein binding. The transcript has 2 exons. The record is from RefSeq and is a predicted model, not a curated record. NCBI's taxonomy places the organism in Eukaryota, Viridiplantae, Streptophyta, Magnoliopsida, Fabales, Fabaceae. The coding region runs from base 140 to 1789 and encodes 549 amino acids.